AUGCUUAUUAACAUCCAGACAAAACUUCUGGGUAUAAUCAUCUGGGGAUUUGGGGGGCACCUUGUCACCUCCAAUGUCAUCAUAGCCCACUUCGUUCAGGGAUUCCUCUUCAUCCCCUACUGCAUCGUGGCUCCAGACACGGUGAUCCACUGUGAGGGAGAGCCGAUCAAGCGAGAGGAUGAAGAGGAAUCCCUGAACGAAGUGGGCUAUGAUGACAUUGGAGGCUGCCGAAAGCAACUGGCUCAAAUCAAGGAAAUGGUGGAGCUCCCUCUCAGGCACCCGGCUCUCUUUAAAGCUAUCGGUGUGAAGCCUCCCCGUGGUAUCCUGCUUUACGGUCCACCUGGUACUGGGAAGACCCUGAUUGCCCGAGCUGUGGCAAAUGAGACUGGAGCUUUCUUCUUCCUGAUCAACGGUCCCGAGAUCAUGAGCAAGUUGGCAGGUGAGUCGGAGAGUAAUCUGCGGAAGGCCUUCGAGGAAGCCGAGAAGAACGCGCCUGCCAUCAUCUUCAUUGAUGAACUGGAUGCCAUUGCUCCCAAAAGAGAGAAGACGCACGGCGAAGUAGAACAGCGUAUUGUGUCUCAGUUGCUGACGCUCAUGGAUGGCCUGAAGCAGCGAGCACAUGUGAUUGUAAUGGCCGCUACCAACAGACCAAACAGCAUUGAUCCUGCACUCCGGCGAUUUGGGCGCUUCGACAGGGAGGUGGAUAUUGGCAUUCCAGAUGCUACUGGCCGCCUGGAGAUUUUGCAAAUCCACACCAAGAACAUGAAGCUGGCUGAUGAUGUUGAUCUGGAGCAGGUGGCCAACGAGACCCAUGGCCACGUUGGGGCAGACUUGGCCGCGCUGUGCUCCGAGGCAGCUCUGCAGGCGAUCCGCAAGAAGAUGGAUCUCAUCGACCUUGAGGAUGAGACCAUUGAUGCUGAAGUGAUGAACUCGCUGGCGGUGACCAUGGAUGACUUCAGGUGGGCCCUGAGCCAGAGCAACCCCUCUGCCCUGCGUGAGACCGUGGUGAAAGUGCCAGCAGGGUCUUUCCACAGCCAGGAGGCCCAUAGAACAACACCCCUUUGGAGGGGGUCAUGCCAAACUUAA
This is a messenger RNA of Elgaria multicarinata webbii, 1086 nucleotides long. Its product is annotated as transitional endoplasmic reticulum ATPase-like. Gene Ontology annotation, molecular function: ATP hydrolysis activity; ATP binding. The coding region runs from base 1 to 1086 and encodes 361 amino acids. The transcript has a single exon. The record is from RefSeq and is a predicted model, not a curated record. NCBI's taxonomy places the organism in Eukaryota, Metazoa, Chordata, Lepidosauria, Squamata, Anguidae.